Messenger RNA from Acanthopagrus latus (yellowfin seabream), 3405 nucleotides. RefSeq names its product beta-secretase 1 (gene bace1). Lineage: Eukaryota; Metazoa; Chordata; Actinopteri; Spariformes; Sparidae. Bases 484 to 2061 code for a protein of 525 amino acids. The transcript is spliced from 9 exons. Gene Ontology annotation, molecular function: aspartic-type endopeptidase activity. Gene Ontology annotation, biological process: membrane protein ectodomain proteolysis; amyloid-beta metabolic process. The record is from RefSeq and is a predicted model, not a curated record. Gene Ontology annotation, cellular component: membrane; endosome; trans-Golgi network.
GGAGGCGGAGGUGAAAGACUGGGAGGCGGAGAACAGAAUGAGCGGGUCGGGACAGCUGAAGGAUGCGGAUUACGGUAGCCCGCCGGCCAGCCUGCCUACCGACGAUGGUUCCGGUCGUUUGACAAGAGGAUGUGCGGAGAAAACGACGCGGGCCUGCGGUUUGUUGAUGCACUGAGCCCGGUUGGGGGAGCCUGUGAUUUACUACCCGUCGCCUCAAAUUAUCUGUGACACCGAGGGCUGCCUCAUUUAAUUAACUAGCUUACAUGUUGCACUGUAAAAUUCAGUUCUCCACUUAAUGUCAAGAGAAAAAAAACACAGUGGACCCGUUCUCUCUUAAUGUCUGGGGUUCAGCUGCCAUCAUGGGUUUAGCCGUCGUUUUAGCAUCGUCGCCACCUGAUCUCUCCUCCCGUGUCGCUGCGGACUGGAUGUCAAAUUGAACGGAGUCGAAACACACCGAGAUUUACAACUUCAGCGCGUUUCAACAUGGAGGCGUCGACGGCACGGCCUCGCUGGCUGACAGCUCUGUUUGUAUGGACGACGCUGUGUCUGAUCAGCAGCGGUCAAUCCGCGCCGGACGCCUCGGGCCUGCCUCUAGCCAUCCGCGUGCCACUGCGGCAAGGCGCCCGCGCCGAGCCGUCCCCGCAGCGGCCACCUGCCGCCGUGAACCGCGAGCGCGGCGACGCGGGGAAGUACCGUGCGCGCAGGCGGAGAGGGGCGGCAGCGGGCGGUGUCAGCUUCGUGGACAUGAUUGACAACCUGCGUGGGAAGUCCGGCCAGGGAUACUACGUGGAAAUGGCCGUGGGCUCUCCUCCGCAGAAGUUGAACAUCCUGGUGGAUACAGGAAGCAGUAACUUUGCUGUUGGUGCAGCUGCUCACCCCUUCCUGCGCAGAUACUACCAUCGCUCACUCUCCAACUCAUACCGUGACCAGGGCAGGAGUGUAUAUGUGCCAUACACUCAGGGUCGCUGGGAGGGGGAGCUGGGCACUGACCUCGUCUCUGUCCCGCACGGCCCGAACGCCACCCUCCGGGCCAACAUUGCUGCAAUCACCCAGUCGGAUCGCUUCUUCAUCAAUGGGUCCAACUGGGAGGGAAUCCUGGGGCUGGCCUAUGCUGAUAUAGCUCGGCCUGAUGAGACACUGGAGCCUUUCUUCGACUCUCUGGUUCGCCAGACUCCUGUCCCCAACCUCUUCUCUCUCCAGUUGUGUGGAGCCGGCUUCACUCAAAACUACUCCCUGGGCAGCGCUACUGUGGGCGGCAGCAUGAUCAUCGGAGGAGUGGACCCAUCACUCUACGUGGGAGAACUCUGGUACACUCCCAUCCGCAGGGAGUGGUACUACGAGGUUAUUAUCGUACGAAUUGAGGUGAAUGGACAGGACCUCAACAUGGACUGUAAAGAGUACAACUAUGACAAGAGCAUUGUGGACAGUGGCACCACCAACCUUCGACUGCCUAGAAAAGUUUUCCAGGCUGCAGUCAAGGCUAUUGAAGCAGCCUCAUCGACAGAACAGUUCCCCUCUGGGUUCUGGCUAGGGGAGCAGCUGGUAUGUUGGCAGGCUGGCACCACACCCUGGCACAUCUUCCCAGUCAUCUCCCUCUACCUGAUGAGUGAAACCCACAACCAGUCCUUCAGAAUCUCCAUCCUACCACAGCAAUACCUGCGGCCGGUUGAGGAUGUUGCCUCUGCCCAAGAGGACUGCUACAAGUUUGCCGUGUCCCAGUCUAGCACCGGCACAGUGAUGGGGGCUGUCAUCAUGGAAGGCUUCUACGUGGUCUUUGACCGAGAGAAGAAGCGCAUCGGCUUUGCUGUUAGCACCUGCCAUGUGCACGAUGAGUUUCGCACAGCCUCUGUGGAGGGACCGUUCCACGGUGUCGACCUGGACGACUGCGGCUACAACAUCCCUCAGACGGACGAGUCCACUCUCAUGACCAUCGCCUACAUCAUGGCGGGAAUCUGCGCUCUCUUUAUGCUGCCGCUAUGUCUCAUGGUGUGCCAGUGGCGCUUUGCCCGCUGCCUCCACCCAAACGGGGACUUUGCUGAUGACAUAUCACUCCUUAAGUGAUGGGCAGGGGGCUCGUAGAGACCCACACUGGAAAUGUAGGACAGAGAUGGAUUGUGAUAAAAGGGAUGUACUUCGUUACAAAAUGUUGGUUCUGUUGAAAGAGAGUUUUGAGAAUGUUCUUCAGGAAUAUAAUAUUUAAAGUAUAGAAAAUGCUGACAUACAGUGAAUACACAGCAAACCGUGCGGCCCUCAAAUUGGAAAGCACUUGAGGAUAACUAGAGCCAUCACUAACCCGGAGGACAAACAAGAGAAAGUUGGCAUCAGCAGCGUCAACUUUGCCUGUUUAAGGCUCCUAUGCAGAUCAGCCUGGUGGAAGGAACUGUACUGGGAAAAUAAAAAAAAAAUCUUAUAGAUAGUGUAUGAAUAGAACACAGACGUGGACUGGAUAUUGAAAGAUUUGUCUUCUAACACUGAAGAGCCCCACACAGAAAAUUAAUUUAAAAAAGGAAAAAAAAAAAAAAACAUGGCUAAAUGAAGAAAACGGUGAGCUGGAUGUGAAUACAAGAUGGGACGUGGGUUGCAAUGGUAUGAUUUGGACACGGGAUUGUGUGGGUACAUGUGCGUUUGUUUAUAGACCUACUGUUUGUGGCUUCUGAGUGAAUGAAACAAGGUCGAUAUGUGUGAGCAUGCCUGUACGUGUGCACAGCUGUACUGUAAGUGAAGAGUAUACAGACAGAUUUAAUGAAAAUGAUACUACUGAAUAUGAAUAGCAUCUAUGAAAUUACACUGUUUUGCAAAUGCCAGCAAAGAAUUCUGCAAUGCAAAUUAAGUCUGCAUAAAGAGGAUACUUUGAUGAAAAAAUCAGAUUGUAACAGCAUUUACUGCAUAAAAUCAGUUUUGCUUUGUGUGAAACUGUGACUACUGACCACAGUUCAGAUGUCACAUUUUCUUCUUUUGAUUGAUAGCUUAAAUAUAUCUAUUGAACACAAAAUCUGUGCAAUCCAGAUCUUCUAUUUGCUCAGGCACACACACACACACACACACACACACACACACACACACACACACACACACACAAAAUACACAGUGCUUAUCCUACUGCUGCACCAUCUGAUGAUUUGUACAUGUAACACAUUACAUGUUAAUAAAGCAAGACUUAAUAGGGCUUCUUUCACAGAUACAGAAACAGCCUAACUCACCACAUCUUUCAAUGGGGACCAUGUAUGCUUGGACAAGGAAACCAGCCCAGAGUAUGUUACACACUAAGGAACACUAUGUAUGUCUACAAGGGGCAGUUUAUAUUGUCUCUCAGCAAGCUGUAAAUAGAUUAACUCAGAACUGUAUAUUUAUCUGUCAGGCGCUGGCAGCACUGUUGAACCAAUAAAGUACUUAUUGUAACUGUAA